Molecule: messenger RNA, 2915 nt
Organism: Parnassius mnemosyne (clouded apollo)
Lineage: Eukaryota; Metazoa; Arthropoda; Insecta; Lepidoptera; Papilionidae
Source: the annotation of a GenBank genome assembly
AGUUGUGGCGAAGAACAGUUCGGGAGUGUCUGUAAUAUUCUCUGCUGAAGAAGUUUAUUAAUACAUACAAUUAAACAACAAUGUCUACCUACUUCCAAUACCCAACUCCCGAGAUCCAGGAGGAGCUGAAAAAGAUCGCUCAGGCAAUCGUCGCUCCUGGCAAGGGUAUCCUCGCCGCCGAUGAGUCCACGGGAACCAUGGGCAAGCGACUCCAGGACAUCGGAGUUGAAAACACCGAAGAGAACCGUCGCAAAUACCGACAGAUGCUUUUCAGCACUGACCCUGCUAUCUCAGAAAACAUCUCUGGUGUGAUCUUGUUCCACGAGACUUUGUACCAGAAGGCCGACGACGGUACACCCUUGGUGUCACUACUUGAGAAACGUGGUAUCAUUCCCGGUAUCAAAGUCGACAAGGGUGUUGUACCACUCUUCGGCUCCGAGGACGAAUGCACCACUCAGGGUAAAUCAUUUACUAUUAACACAAAUUGUACCAAUGCUUUCUUUUUUAUACUUUUACUUUAACCGAUUAUUCGUUAUCGUAAUCAAUGUAUAUUAAUGUAUUUUUUUUUAAUACUAAACAAAUUAAAUGUCCACCGAACGGUAAUUUGCUACUGCAGCCCCCAGACUUUCGCACAGAGUUACCAACUUGAAAGAUGAUGCGUAAUCCACCCAUGAGGAAGAUAAAUUAUUAGAAAAAACUUGAUAUAAAACUGUUAACGAUGUGAUAGGAAUUCCCUUUCUGCCCUCUUAUGUGUUUCUCGCCGUGUAAAGGAGACGAUUUUGAAUACACUACGAGGGGCACACUGAAAUGAUCGGGAAUAGAAUAUUUCGCAUUGAGCUACAAUAAUACCUUUUUUAGAAUUUGAAUACUGGCCUCUUAGAAUCUUAAUGACAUUCGAACAAUUAAAAAAAAAUGUUUAAAAACAAAAACUAUGUUGGUUUAAAGAUGGAGCUCACGCGUGAAUAUUUCCGUGCCAUAAUUCGUCGCGGCUUAUCUCAAGAUAAAUGUCGCAGCGAACUUGUUUCGAUUUAUGAUGUUGAAGCAAUGAGUCAAACGACAAUAUACCGCUGGUAUGCCGAGUUCCGACGCGGUCGUGUGUCGCUCAGCACUGUUUCUUCUGCAGGUCGACCAAGAACAGCGGUCACGCCUGAAAACAUCGCAGCUGUGCGAACUAUUAUAUUAGAUGACCGUCAUGUGACAUACGAGCAGAUUCGGGCUGUUGUCAGUAUCGGAAUGACUGCAAUUCAGUCGAUAUUACAUAAUGAGCUGUGUGUAAGAAAGCUAGUUUCCCGUUGGGUUCCCCACAAUUUGUCCGAAGAGCAAAAGGCGGCUCGUGUAGAUUGGUGCCGGAAUACUCUCAACGCUUCAACGGAGGGAAGUCAAAUGCCAUUUAUAAUAUCGUCUCAGGUGACGAAUCAUGGAUUUAUUCAUACGAACCUGAAAGAAAGCAUCAGUCAGCAGUUUGGGUGGUAUAUCACGGUUUGUUCGCCAGAAAUGAUAGCCGAACUCCGAAAAAAGAACCCGAAACGUCGCAUCGUCUUACAUCACGAUAAUGCGAGCUCCCAUACGGCUCGGAAGACAAAUCAUUUUUUGAAGCAGGAAAGCGUUGAGCUGAUGAGCCAUCCUCCGUACAGUCCUGACCCGAGCCCAAACGAUUUCUUUACAUUCCCUAGAAUGAAAGAUUUAUUACGCGAUCAACGGUUUGAAGACCCCGAAGCAGCUGUGGAAGCGUACAAAUCAGCCAUUUUGUCAACAUCAACUUCAGACUGGAAUUACUGUUUUAAUGAUUGGUUUGCACGAAUAGAAAAGUGCAUUAAGUUGAACGGAGAAUACUUCGAAAAACAAUAAAAUACAAUUUAGCUAUUCCGUGCAUGGGGUUUUUCUUAUUCCCGCUCAUUUCAGUGCCCCUCGUACUUACCCCCAUAUCAUCCCGUGGGUAUCAAAAAGGCGACUUCCUGACGACAAAUUCUAAACAUGAAAAAUUGAAAAUCGAUAGCCGAUCCAUCUUGCCAAGCAUGGUAACUAUGUCAAAUUAUUCGCCUAUGAGGCAAAGAUGUCUUUGUUGAGCAGUGGGCCUUGUUAAGGUUAACAUGAACCGGUUACACCGCAAACCAAUAACCUACAUUAUUAUAGGUAUUGUAAUGCGGGUAUUCUUUGAACGUGGUCAAAGUCAAACUAACUCAUUAGGAGCCGUCCAUUAAUCACGUGAGGUGUUUAAGGGGGGAAAGGGUAGAAAGAGGAUAGGGUUGAAUCUCACAGAAUCUCAGUGUAAAAUCUUGAGAAAAUUGGAUUAAAUUAAAUAUGGCUAAAUCCUACAUAGUAAUAUUUAUCGCGGUAAUGCGAUCCCCACAAAUUAUAUAAAAAUAAUUUCUUAACUUGAUAUUGGGGGGGGGGGGGAUGAGGGGGUCGAAACAUAUCCCACGAUAUGUUUCGACCCCAUUGGGAGGGGGAAUGUAGAAAAAUCGCCAAAAUCGCCUCACGUAGUUAACGGACGUCCCCUUAUAAAAGCUUACUUACAUUUAUCUUUGAAAAGAAAUGGUAAAAAGUGUACAAAAAUAAAAUGCAUCAAAAUUAAAAUGUAACGAAUGUUCCGUUAUUGACUAUUUUAUUUAUUUUAUAUAUCGGAACAUUUGGUUAGACUUUACUAACCAUAAUAGGUACCUUCGUAUUGGCGGGUUUAUCAUUACUUACUGAAAGGUGUAAAGGUGUACGUUAUAACGUGCAAAUGAUGCCUAAACCUGAAAUCGGAAUAUCUUUUUUUCGAAUGAGAUAUAAUAAUAGAUAAAAAAUUCUUUUUCAUACAGAGUUCGUCUUAAUAAUUACGAAUCUAUACAAAUAAAUAAAACUGAAGUGUCUGUUUGUAAUUUUAAAAUAACUGCAUCUUACUAAAUGCAUAUGAAAGUAUAUACGAUACC